AUGGCUUUCCCCCAGCUGGGCUACCAGUACAUCAGGCCCAUUUACCCCGCCGAGCGCCCGGGGAGCGGCGGCGGCGGCGGCUCCCGGGGCGGCGCGGAGCUGGCCCCGUCCGGGCCCCUUUCCAACGUGCUCUCCUCCAUGUACGGCUCGCCCUACGCCGCCGCCGCCGCCGCCCAGGGCUACGGAGCCUUCCUGCCCUACGCCGCCGAGCUGCCCAUCUUCCCCCAGCUGGGCGCCCAGUACGAGCUGAAGGAGAGCCCGGGGGUGCAGCACGCCGCCUUCCCCCCCCACCACCCCGCCUUCUACCCCUACGGACAGUACCAGUUCGGGGACCCGUCGAGGCCCAAGAACGCCACCCGGGAGAGCACCAGCACCCUCAAGGCCUGGCUCAACGAGCACCGCAAGAACCCCUACCCCACCAAGGGCGAGAAGAUCAUGCUGGCCAUCAUCACCAAGAUGACCCUCACCCAGGUCUCCACCUGGUUCGCCAACGCGCGGCGGAGGCUCAAGAAGGAGAACAAGAUGACCUGGGCCCCCCGCAGCAGGACCGACGAGGAGGGCAACUCCUACGGCAGCGACCACGAGGGGGAAGAGGACAAGAGGGAGGACGAGGAGGAGAUCGACCUGGAGAACAUCGACACCGAGAACAUCGAGAGCACCAAGGACGAGCUGGAGGACGAGCUGCAGGACGCCGACCUCCUGCACUCCGACUCCAAGACGGACUCGGAGGGCUCCGAGGGCUUCGAGGACCUGCCCGCCCCCGAGGAGCGCUACCUCGAGGCCGCCGACGGGGAGCCGCACCGCCUCCGCCACCACCACCUCCGCCACCACCACCACCACCACCACCACCACCACCACCACAAGUGCGAGCUCCCCGCCGCCCCCCCGCCGCCCGCGGGCCUGGAGCCCCUGCAGCCUCCCCUCCGGCCUCCCCUCCAGCCGCCGCCGCGCCUCCACUCGCCGCCGUCCUCCGCCUCGUCCUCCGCCGCCUCCUCCCCGACGGACGGCGCUUUGGCCGGCACCGUGCCCAAGCCCAAAAUCUGGUCCCUGGCCGAGACGGCCACCAGCCCGGACAACCCCCGCAAGUCCCCCGGGGGGGGCUCCCCGCCGGCCGCCGCCCCCCAGCCGCUGCCUCUGCCCCCCCCGCCGCCCCCGCCGCACAGACUCGUCCCCUCCUGCCCCUUGGGCAAAUUCCCCAACUGGACCAACCGCGCCUUCCCGAGCCACCACCACCACCACCACCCGCCCCCGGCCCCGCACCCCCUGGCCUUACUGAACACUCCCCACCUGCUGGGGCUGGGGGCCGCCCCCGCCGCCCCCCCGGGCGCCGCCGCUUUCCCGCGAGCCGCGGACCAGGCGCAGAGCGCAGAGCCCCCCGGAGCAGAUCGAUCUAGUGCCUUGGAAGUAGAGAAAAAGUUAAUAAAGACAGCUUUCCAGCCAGUGCAGAGGCGGCCCCAGAACCAGCUCGAUGCCGCUAUGGUUCUAUCAGCGUUGUCAUCAUCAUAGCUAAUUUUUUUAUUGUGGUUGUAAUGAUUGUAAAAAGAAAUCUCUGUAUAGCUACGACUUGUAAGCAUGUCCGUAUAUUAAAACUAAAAGGGGAAAAAAAAAAACACGCAAAAAACCCCAACCCCGCUUCUGUACUAUCAUCGGGAUUAGCUGAGUUUGUGAGGUUUUUUGGAAGUCCGGUGAGAACUAGGUGUUUCCAUUUUUUUUGUUCGUUUGUUUUUGUACAUACGGUUAAAAAAAACAAAACCUGUACAUACGUGUGAACCAAAUUGUACAAGAAAGUAUCUAUUUUUGGCUAAUAAAUAAACCGUUGCCACUUUGCCUACACUCUCGCUUGCCGCCUCUGCGGUGCUUUUGCCCGAGGCUGCUGCGGGGCGGGCACCCCCCGGGCCGAACCGAGCCGGGCUGAGCCGAGUCGAGCCAAACCGAGCCGAGCCGGGCCGAGCCGGGCCGAGCCGAGCCGGGCCGAGCCGA
This is a messenger RNA of Cygnus atratus (black swan), 1980 nucleotides long. RefSeq names its product iroquois homeobox 3 (gene IRX3). Gene Ontology annotation, molecular function: DNA-binding transcription factor activity, RNA polymerase II-specific; RNA polymerase II cis-regulatory region sequence-specific DNA binding. Lineage: Eukaryota; Metazoa; Chordata; Aves; Anseriformes; Anatidae. The transcript is spliced from 4 exons. Gene Ontology annotation, biological process: cell development; regulation of transcription by RNA polymerase II; neuron differentiation. Bases 1 to 1506 code for a protein of 501 amino acids. Gene Ontology annotation, cellular component: nucleus. The record is from RefSeq and is a predicted model, not a curated record.